UGUACUCCAUGCGUGUUUUGAGCCGAAGUGGUCUGGUGAUAUUUUCUGUGCUUUUGCGAGUUUUCUGAUCAACAUAAAUGUUGAAAUAGUUUUUAGUGGUUAUCGUCCGUUUUGUUGGCGACAGACGCGUCCAAGUAGUCCUACAAAGUUACCGGAUGUUUUCCCCUAAUUUGUGGAAAUUUCUAGCAAGUAGUGUAAUUAUCCCGCCAUGGAGGGUUUGGAGGAGAAGCUCAACGGUCUGUCCAUCGCUCUGCGGUCUCGCCCGGAGGAACCCACCUACCUGCUGGACCUCACCCUGCAGCCGAGCGGGCUGCUGGCCGUGUCCUGCUCCAACUUCACCGUCCACCUUCACAACAAGGACACUCUGAACCUGCUGGGAGAGUAUCGGGGCCACAGAGGGCCGCUCUGUGGGGUUGUUUUCUCCCACACCUCCCCUGACCUCCUCUACUCUGGUUCUGCUGAUGGGACAGUCCGGGGGUGGGACGUCCGCCGCCCCGGGUCAGAGGCAGCCCAGCUGUUUAAAAGCGAUCCGUCACACGGCUACUGUAGCGUCGACCUGAGCUGCAGCGACUCGCUCCUGUGCGCCGGCACCGAGCAGGUGAACGAUGAAGACAGCUUCCUGGUGUUCUGGGACGUCAGGAAACCGGGUGGCGGGCUUCUCGGGGUGUAUUCUGAGUCGCACAGUGACGACAUCACUCAGGUGCGCUUCCACCCUCGAGACAAAGACCGCCUGGCGUCCAGCUCCACUGACGGCCUUGUUAAUGUUUUUGACCUGAGCCGGGGGGCGGAGGAGGACGCGCUGCUGGCCACCUGUAACAGCGACUCGUCUGCCGGCUCGGUGUGCUGGUCUGGAGCAGAUUACACCCAGCUGCUGUGCCUCAGCCACGACGAGGGGCUGCACCUGUGGGAUCUGGGUCAGCUGGACACAGAGGAGCCUCUUACCGUUUUCAGCACCUCUGACGCUCGCAGCGUGACUCUGCUGGGUGACGGCGGAGGCGUGGAUUACCUGGGUGGGGGGCGGUGGCUGGAGGAGGCCCAGAAGCUGCUGGUGGUCGGAGGGAAGAACAGCGGGGAUCUCCACCUGAUGGAGUGUGACGGCGGGGGGCUUCGUCUGCUGAGGAGCCUCGUGGGCGGCCACGCCUCCACGGUGCGCUGCUUUCUGUGGGACGCAGCGGGGGAGGCUCUGAUCACCGGGGGAGAGGACGCUCAGCUGUUACUGUGGAAACCAGGAGGGGAGGAGCUCGCGACGGGGAAAAGGGAGACCAUGAAGAGCGAAUCAGCUUUGAGACUCAAAUCCAGGCCGCAUAAAAAGCACGGCUACCAGAGAGAAAAGAAGCAGCAGAGCCGAGAAACUGAAUCAAAAUACUGACUCAUACUGACAUUUUACAUUCUGAGAGAAAUCACAUUUCAACUGGAAGUUUCCUCUAAACUGUUCUGUACAUAAAGAAUAUCGUGUGUACACAGCCCCCCAGGAGAGGAAAUCCUUCACACCUGGUGUUAACAUGUGGUCUGGAUUCUUUAUUUGAAUAGAGACAUUUGAUCCACUGGCCUUUGCUUUCACACCAGGUGUUAAUAAGUCAUCAUUUUAUCUCAGUUCUGCCCACACUGUGAUCAGAUGUCAAUGUGCAAAUGAGUUAGGUAGAGCUGCCUUAUUGGUGUAGCCUGGUGCAUCCCAUCGCAUCCCGACUGCAGUGGGUUCUCCGUGCAUUAACGCCUGCACAGAUAUCCAGAUUCAGACCGAACAUUAGUGAACUUGUCUCAAUCCUGCACCACAGUUCUAAGCAGGUAUGAGGUACGUUGAUGCUGGAAAAGUGAAGCUUAAAUACACUCAGAGUCAGAUUAAACCAUUUGAGUUUUGAAUGAGCUCAUUUUAUUUUUUUCAGGCAAUGAACACAAAUAAAACUACGCAGGGCAGCUCCAGGAAGAUCUCAGAAAACAAAACAAAAACUUAACAUAUUUGGAAAAAGAUUUAGUUUUCUCUUUGUGAAAUAUAAGUGCCAGUGGCAGUUUGACUGACGACCACGUCCUGCGUACUCUCCUGUUGGUACAAAUCAGUACGCUACCUGAAGAAACGGGCCACUGUGAAUCUAAACGUACUGUACUGCUGAGGUUUCUCUGAGAUUUUCAUUUUUAAAUCAAGAUUUUUACCAAAUCAAGCGUUAGUUCAGGCAGGUAACAAGUCACGCUCAACUGAUAGCUCAGCUGAUUCCUCUCUGAGCAUUCAUUGGCAAAUUCCAUAUAAGGUGCCUUAUUUAAGCUGCUGCAGCCUGCCUGCCCUGGCUGCUUCCUCUCCAAACAGCUCAUAAACAGUGUUGGGCAAGUUACUUCCACAAUGUAAUACAUUAUAGAUUACUAGUUACUGUCAUUUGAGAGUAAUUAGUAAUAUUACAAUAUGGAAUUGUAACUGAAUUGUAAUGCGUUACGCUACUUUUGAGUUACUGAGAUUCUGAUGUGCUGCAUUGGCAGGUUCUAGCGGUGCAGAGUUAUGUCCCCGGAUCGGAUGGGUCUGUCAUAAAAAUGAACCUUCUGAUUAAUAGCGGGAAAGACGCUGUGUGCGUUUACGCGCCCGGUACAGCGGCAGGUCGUUGAUUAUUUGACUCUCCCGACAGGAUCGGUCAGGAUGAGCUGACAGCAGCCUCUCUGAUCAGGAAAGUAAAUCGUUAAAGAAACACACAGCUUAUAGAAAUCUGUUUUUCGCCUUCUCUCUAACUGCUGUUCAACAUCGAUCAGCUCCAACUCCAACAUGAUCCGCUCAGUUUCAGUCACCACUGUUCGUAGCAAACUACACCAACGAAGAAGAAGAAACUCAACACAGUGGAAUGUAGAAACCCAGAAACACAGGCACCAAUGCACAAGGGUAAAUGCAGCAGUACCAGGCGGCCGGGCCGGAGUGGCAAUGACAGAGACGCCGUUCACUCUUGUUACAAGUCAGUGUAGCAGCAAAGUGAUUUUGAAGCUGUUUUAAGAUAAAAUUAGCACAUAAUGUUGCUUUAAAGCUGAUGUGAUUCAAUCUGCUGGAUCUUGUUACUGCAUCACAUCCUGAAAGUCACCGGAGCCGCAGCGGGAUCGUGUGUGACUCAGGAGAAAUCCUGACCGUUCACCGAGCUCACGAGAGAGACGUUAAAGAUUCUCAGUGUGGUGAAUCAGCGACCUCAUGGAGUUUUUAUUUACUGACGUUUUUACUGACCGCUCUGCAGAGGUGGAAGAAGUACUCAGAUCAUUUACUGAAGUAAAAGUACAAAAUUAUUAGAAUCAAAAUACCAAAAGUAAAACUACUCAUUAUAUAGAGUGGCCAAUUUCAGAAUAUUAUUUAUAACUGGAUUAUAAUUGUUGAUGCAUUCAUGUUGGUGAAGGUGCAGACUUUAUCUGCUCGGUAGUUUGUGAUUUCCUCCCCUGGGAUCAAAGUUUUUGUCUUCAUCUAAAGUAAAAGGAUAAAGUAGCAGAAAUUGGAAAUACUCAAGUAAAAUACAAGUUAUGUAAAAUUGUACUUAAGUACAGUACUUGAGUAAACGUACGUCACAGCUUUGCCGAAGCUACCUCCAAUUUAAAUUACACGUAGAUGAAAAUGUAAAGUAGUGAUAUAAUAUUGUGUACCAGGUGAAGCUUUGACGCCGCCAGAGUUGAGAAGAAGGUCUGUAAUUUUAAGUGAGAGUUUUUAGAAUGGAGGUUUGGAUUAUUAAGGCUGCUGAAGUUUAUGCAAGUACUCUGGAACAGCCUGCCUGAAGAAAGCAGGUCUGCUGAAUCAGGGAAUUCCAUUUAUUCCCUUCUUAAAACAUCGUUUUAUAGAAAAUUCUUUCCUGAUUUUAGUUGACUAUAUGUUUCUUUUCUUUGAACUGUAUUUUUAUUCCUUAUUAAAAAUCAGUCCUUGUUUUCAUCUGUUUCUUGUUUAUCUGCUUUAAAUUCAAACUUGUUUUUGCAUUUUCUGCCGUUGUGAAAGCACUUUGUGACACAGAUUUUUGGAAAGCGCUCUGUAAAUAAAGAUUAUUAUUAUUACUGUA
Micropterus salmoides (largemouth bass) is the source of this 3998-nucleotide messenger RNA. Its product is annotated as WD repeat-containing protein 89-like. The record is from RefSeq and is a predicted model, not a curated record. The transcript is spliced from 2 exons. Lineage: Eukaryota; Metazoa; Chordata; Actinopteri; Centrarchiformes; Centrarchidae. Gene Ontology annotation, molecular function: protein binding. Bases 209 to 1369 code for a protein of 386 amino acids.